AUGAACGACCUGAUGACAAAAUCCUUCAACAACUAUGUGGAUCUAAAGAAAGAGGCUAUGAAAGAUUUGGACCUUGAAGCUGGGGAUAAUAAUGUGGAGAUGUCAUCUUCCAUGACCCAUAUGCACACCGACCCUGGUCUGUUCUUGGAAGAGGCCGAGAAGCAAGCCAACGAGGAGAGCAAGUCCCUCCACAAGUCUGAGGCUUUGCAGUCCUUACGCAGCAGAAUUAAUGCGGACAUUAUGACGGUGCUGAAGAAAACCAGGAGUAUCAGAUCUCAGCUGGAGGACAUGGACUGCGCCAACGCCGCCAACAGGAGGCUCUCCGCCUACAAAGAAGGCUCCCCGAUUUACAUGACCAGAAUUGCCAUCACCAACGGACUGCGAAAGGAAGUUUCAGACCCAAAGAAAAAAGCCAAGGAGAGUCUUUAG
Messenger RNA from Prunus dulcis (almond), 429 nucleotides. Its product is annotated as syntaxin-related protein KNOLLE-like. Gene Ontology annotation, cellular component: membrane. Bases 1 to 429 code for a protein of 142 amino acids. The record is from RefSeq and is a predicted model, not a curated record. Lineage: Eukaryota; Viridiplantae; Streptophyta; Magnoliopsida; Rosales; Rosaceae. The transcript is spliced from 2 exons.